This is a messenger RNA of Xenopus tropicalis (tropical clawed frog), 1222 nucleotides long. Its product is annotated as nicotinamide N-methyltransferase. Bases 140 to 925 code for a protein of 261 amino acids. Gene Ontology annotation, biological process: S-adenosylmethionine metabolic process. The record is from RefSeq and is a predicted model, not a curated record. Lineage: Eukaryota; Metazoa; Chordata; Amphibia; Anura; Pipidae. The transcript has 4 exons. Gene Ontology annotation, molecular function: methyltransferase activity; S-adenosylmethionine-dependent methyltransferase activity.
CUUUAACAGUAUCAAGGGGAAAUAAAGCGAGGGAGCAAAUCUUGUGUAAAGCAUUGUCUGCUCUUUCGUACCCAAAAGUAAAGGAACAGCACCACUUUGACAUUUUGUCCAAUUACAUUACAAACAAAUAUUGCUUAUAAUGGCUUCCUUACAGUGUAAGCACUACCACGAUGAAGAGUACGAUCCUUGCCUUUUUUUUGCAACCUACAUGGGGGCUGAUAAGGAUCCUUCCAAGGAGCAGCUGAUAGAAUAUCCUAUUAAAGUUCUCCGUGAUAUAUUCUCUUCAGGUUUAGUGAAAGGAGACACUCUGAUUGAACUUACUACUAGUUCAGCACAUAUACUUAUUCUGGCGGCUGCUGAUUACUUUGACAACAUCAUUUUGUUACAACCCUGUGAAUCUGAUGAACAAGAGGCACAGAAAUGGUUAAACAAGGAAGCAGGAGCCAUAGACCACUCCCACCUUACUACGUUUGUCUGUGGUCUUAAAGGGGAAUGCACAGAAUGGGAGGAACAUGAAGACAAGACCAGAAGAGCCAUCAAACAGAUUGUAAGAUGGGAUAUAACCAAAGAUAACCCACUGGGUGAUGUUGUGUUGCCCCAAGCAGACUGUGUGCUCAGUGGGGGGUAUUUGAAUGCUGUUAGUAAAGAUCAUGAGAUGUAUCUGAAACUCCUAAAACAAAUGUCCUCCCUUGUGAAGAUAGGGGGUCACCUGAUCCUGAUUGGAUUCAUCAAUAUGACUUACUACACUAUAGGACAACACAAGUUUUCUGCCCUGCCAUGUGAUGAAGAGUUUGUACGAAAAUCUCUGGCAAGCUGUGGGUUUAUUAUAGAGAGAUCUGGGAAAGAAAAGAACAGAUACAAUUCUGAUUUGUUUGAUUAUGAAUAUCUGGCAUAUUUUGUAUCCCGGAAGGAAAGAGAGGGAUAAAUGCCUGAAUCCCUAUAGACAAAGCUGUGUUUAAUGAUGACAUUAUUGUUAGUUAUUUAGGUUUAGUGAUUAUAGUUUCAGUUCACACUGAAAAGUAUAGGUAUUAGAAUUAAUUAGUGAUCAGUUGUGAAAAGGGGUAGAUCUAGGAGUUGGCUCUAUGUUCUACCAAUAGUAGCUUAACCACUUUAAAAAACUCUGUUUGAUUUGUUUGCAUUUGUUGUUAGUAAAAUUAAAAAUGUCUGGCUUGUGAAAUCCUGCUUUGAAUAAAACACUGGCACAUACCUCUUUGGCAUUAAA